Molecule: messenger RNA, 520 nt
Organism: Brassica napus (rape)
Lineage: Eukaryota; Viridiplantae; Streptophyta; Magnoliopsida; Brassicales; Brassicaceae
Product: putative aquaporin NIP4-1
Exons: 3
Coding region: 61-492 (143 amino acids)
Biological process (GO): transmembrane transport
Cellular component (GO): membrane
Molecular function (GO): channel activity
Source: RefSeq, a predicted model, not a curated record
CCAUUGUAUAUAGGUGCACAACUUACGGGAUCGUUACUAGGGAGUUUGACACUGAAACUAAUGUUCCAUGUGACACCAGCAGCUUACUUUGGAACAAUUCCGUCUGAUUCAGCGGCACAAGCGCUCGCUGCUGAGAUCAUUAUCUCAUUCCUCCUUAUGUUUGUUAUCUCCGGCGUUGCCACUGAUAAUCGAGCGGUCGGAGAAUUAGCUGGAAUUGCGGUGGGGAUGACUAUAAUGUUGAACGUCUUCGUGGCUGGACCGGUUUCGGGAGCAUCGAUGAAUCCAGCAAGAAGUCUAGGACCAGCGAUAGUGAUGGGAGUGUAUGAUGGACUUUGGAUUUACAUUGUUGGUCCUCUUGUCGGAAUUAUGGCCGGAGGUUUUGUUUAUAACCUUAUAAGAUUUACGGAUAAGCCACUUAAAGAGCUUACUAGGAACGGUUCUUUUCUCCGUUCUGCUUCUCCAAAACACAAAACUUCUACUUCUAAAAGCUAAUAUUUUGUACUCUCUUGGUCAUAUAUUA